Molecule: messenger RNA, 3626 nt
Organism: Arachis ipaensis
Lineage: Eukaryota; Viridiplantae; Streptophyta; Magnoliopsida; Fabales; Fabaceae
Source: RefSeq, a predicted model, not a curated record
UUCUAGCACCAUCUCGUUCCAUUUUAGUUCAUUGCUGUAAAGCAAGUAAACCGAGAACGACACCACCUCCAUCUCUCUAACUCUCGCGCUCCCCUCUUGUUCCUCCUCGCAGAUCCCAACCUCAUUUCCGCCAUCUCCCCCAACACACAUUACCCAAAUUCCAAACUGAAAAGAAUUCGCGAACCUUCCACUGCACUCAACAUUCAACAACUUCAACCAAAAGAAAAUAGAAGUGAUGCCCCUCCUCACUCCCUGAAUUAGAAAAAGAGCACAACAACCUUAUUAGAACCUCUUCGUCUUCUUCACCCCUCACCAAAUCAAACUCCGGCAACAUAAAUUCUCUCUCCUCAAUCCUCAACAACCCUCAUGCCUCCGAAGCCAACGCCUCCUGGGUCGCCUGGUGGUCCUCCUCCACAGUCCUCGCCCCUCCCGACUUCGCCCCCAUCGCCGCCACCAAAGCCGCCUCCGACAUCACCCGAUCCGACUUCAACACCUACCUUACCCCCAUCUCCGAACCCUACCACCGCUUCGAGGACAUCCGCAACCACGCUUCCAAGGAGAUCGGGGAUUUGUCAUCGUUGCCAUCGUCGUCCUCGUUAGAUGGUGGUGGUGGCGGUGGUGCUGGGGAGGCGCUCGUUGCGUGCCUGCGGGAGGUGCCGGCGCUUUACUUCAAGGAGGACUUCAGGCUGGAGGACGGGGCGACGUUCAAGGCCGCUUGCCCGUUCUCCGGCAUGGCGGAGAAUCUAGCGCUGCAGGAGAAGCUCUCGCACUAUUUGGAUGUGGUGGAGCUGCACCUGGUGAGGGAGAUCUCGCUCCGGUCGAGCUCGUUCUUCGAGGCCCAGGGGCAGCUGCAGGACCUCAACGCAAAGAUCGUUGAAGGAUGCGCUCGGAUUCGACAGCUUAAGGAAACGAUUAGGCUCAUCGAUUCGGAUCUGGUCGAGUCUGCUAGGCAGAUUCAGGAGCUUAAUGGCACCAGGACCAACCUCCUCGCCCUUCAACAGAAAUUGAGGCUUAUAUUUUACGUCAACCAAGCUGUUUCUGCUCUUAAAUUGCUUGUUGCAUCUGCAGAUUGUGCCGGGGCGCUAGAUGUAACAGAUGAUUUGCAGCAUUUGCUGGAUGGAGAUGAGCUGACUGGUCUGCAUUGCUUUCGUCAUCUUAGAGAUCACGUAAUAGGUUUUAUAGAAUCCAUAAACAGCAUUCUUUCAGCAGAAUUUAUUCGGACUUCCAUACAUGAUGCCUUGGAAACAGAUGUGAGAAUUUUAUCCAAAGCCAAAGCAAGGGCUUCCCUUUCUGUGAAUGGAAAAGAUAAUGAAGUAAAGUUGGAAGAAGAAGAAACUACUAAUCUCAAAGAUCGUCUUCUUCCUACUGUAAUUGGAUUGCUUAGAACAGCUAAACUUCCCUCUGUUCUGAGGAUCUAUCGGGAUACUCUAACUACUGAUAUGAAGAGUGCUAUUAAGACUGCUGUUGCUGAGUUGCUUCCGGUUCUUGUUGCACGAGGUUCAGAUUUAGAGUUCUUUUCUGGAGACAGAGCUGUAGAUGCAGAUGGUGGUGGUGCAUCACUUGCUAGCAAGUUGAGGAGCCUAUCAUCUGAUUGCUUCGUGCAUCUUCUUAGUGCUAUUUUCAUGAUAGUAGAGGCACAUUUAGUGCGGGCGGCUGAAGUGAAAAGGGCCAUUGAAUGGAUUUUGAACAACCGUGAUGGUCAUUAUGCUGCUGAUUCUGUUGCUGCUGCAAUUGCUCAUGGUGCUGCGGCUGCAGAAACACCGAAUGAAAGCGAAGUUCACAGUCAUACAUUAUUGUCACAUUCACCACAACGAAAUGGUCCAAGGGGUUCGUUUCAGGGAAGAGCAGUUGAUGCUGCAAGCUCUGCAAACAUGUCAAAAAAUUUCAGAGCUGAUGUAUUGCGAGAAAACGCAGAAGCUGUAUUUGCAGCAUGUGAUGCUGCUCAUGGAAGAUGGGCAAAGCUUCUGGGGGUCCGUGCUGUUCUCCAUCCAAGGCUGAAAUUGCAGGAGUUUCUGAACAUAUAUAACAUCACCCAGGAAUUCAUUACUGCUACAGAAAAAGUUGGUGGAAGAUUGGGAUACAGCAUCCGUGGGACACUGCAGUCUCAGGCCAAAGCCUUUGUUGAUUUCCAGCAUGAAUCUCGGAUGACAAAAAUUAGGGCAGUGCUUGACCAAGAAACAUGGGUGGAGAUAGAUAUUCCUGAUGAAUUUCAAUCCAUUAUCAAAGUGGUUUUUUCAUCUGAUGCAUUGCAUUCUGAGAACCUUAAUGAAUCUGAGGAUGUUAAUUCAACUAGUUACAAUGAUGUUCUGCCAACAUCGGACACUGGACAGUCAAAUGCUGAACAACCCGAGGAGCAGAGUAAUUCCACUGAAUUGGCUACUACUGAAUUAGAUAACACUAAAGCCCAGGCUGAUUCAAUUGAAAGUAGAGCUAAUAGUAAAAUUUCAUCAGCACAAAGUAAAAAUAUAGAGAAAGACCAUAAAAAAUCGGCAUCUCAGGCUCUUUACUACAAAGGUGUUGGUUAUCACAUGGUAAACUGUGGCUUAAUAUUGCUGAAGAUGUUGUCAGAGUACAUUGAUAUGAACAACCUGUUGCCGUCACUUUCUUCAGAAGUUGUACAUCGUGUGGUAGAAAUUUUGAAAUUUUUCAACACACGAACUUGUCAACUUGUGCUUGGGGCUGGUGCUAUGCAGGUGUCUGGUUUGAAGUCCAUCACUUCGAAACAUCUGGCAUUGGCAAGUCAAGUCAUUAGUUUUACCCAUGCUAUUAUUCCUGAAAUUCGGCAUAUUCUUUUUCUGAAAGUACCGGAGACUAGAAAAGCAUUAUUGCUUUCGGAGAUUGAUCGAGUUGCUCAGGAUUAUAAAGUUCACAGAGAUGAAAUACAUUCCAAAUUAGUUCAGAUAAUGCGAGAGAGAUUACUGGUCCAUUUGCGUGGGUUGCCUCAAAUUGUUGAGAGUUGGAAUAGACCUGAGGAUACUGAUCCCCAGCCUAGUCAGUUUGCCAAGUCCCUUACAAAGGAAGUUGGAUACCUCCAACGUGUUCUGUCUCGUACUUUGCAUGAAGAUGAUGUUCAAGCAAUCUUCAGGCAAGUUGUCGUCAUAUUUCACUCACAAAUUUCGGAAGCAUUUUCGAAAUUUGAUAUAACCACCUCCCAAGCACAGAAUAGGCUCCAACGAGAUAUCAAACAUAUUCUUCAAUGUAUACGGUCUUUACCAACGGGCGACUUGAGUAAAUCAGAUAACCCAAAUUGGGGGCAGCUGGAUGAAUUCAUGGUGCAAAAAUUUGGGACUGAUGCUGUUCAGUAAAAGAUAUUGUAAAGUAGCAACUCAAUUGGUUAUGUUGGAAGGCUAACAUACUUUGGAGGAUGUGGGGUUGAUUUUAACCUUCUUCACUCUGCAUUUUUGUGUAACACUAAGUUGAGGUAAUACCAUCACUAGAUUUUGUUUAGUUUUAUAUGCAAAUGAAUCCUUUAUCAUCUUUCAUCAUUUAAUGUUGGAUUGGCGCCAGUCCAUGUAUGGGAUUGAAUUGUACAUAGAGAUGAAAUAGCUAUGCUUUUCUUGCCAUGAUACUGUGUGGUAUUUGUUGCAAGAGAUAUUUGCCUAAUUUCAUUAAAUGCUCUUUUUGAC